Exophiala mesophila is the source of this 1285-nucleotide messenger RNA. RefSeq lists its product as uncharacterized. The transcript is spliced from 2 exons. Lineage: Eukaryota; Fungi; Ascomycota; Eurotiomycetes; Chaetothyriales; Herpotrichiellaceae. The record is from RefSeq and is a predicted model, not a curated record. Bases 10 to 990 code for a protein of 326 amino acids.
AUCUUCAACAUGCUGGACCCAGUUCUCGCCUCGUCACUAUUCAAACUGGAAUUCUCACAAGAUGCAAUGCUAGCUGAUGGAGCGGGAUCCAUGGCACAGAGCAGACAGGGCAUCCAAGUCACGGGGAUGAGUAGCCUCAUGGAGCCUUUGUGGCAGGCUGGGAGAAUCAUUGGUAUUGGUUUAUCAGGCAUCGACGAUGUUCGCAUCAAUGGUUGGCCAUCGCUGCCACUCCAUCUCGUAGCUGCGAGCCUCGCUCAACCUACCAACGUAUCCUCUUCAACUGGAGGAUCCAUUCCCAGAAUCUAUCUCGUCGCUCCCCCUAGUGAUGAAGCAAUUCCCCUUCUACACUCGAUCCUAAGUGGACUCACCAACUCUGCUUCAGCAAUUGACCUUCUGAGCAAUGUCCGGGUGCUGCAGUAUUUUGACAUGGCUGGCCUCGUCGAAAGUGUUGCCGAAAUCAGUCAAGCCAUAUAUCAAGACACUCACCCGAGAAAUGCAACAGCCAACGAAAUUCGCCAUCUCGUUCUCAUACGGGGCAUUGGGUCCGCUCUCUCUGCCACCCAGAGAAGGAAUGGCUCAGUCCACGCAAAUGCUUUGUUGGCAGGUUUAUUGAAGACUUUGACGCAGCUAUCCAGACAACCCAGGGGCGUUCUUGUUCUGGUCGAAGCUCCCCUCGACAUUCAUCCUGGUGAGAACAAAUCGCGUCACAAAGAUACACCUAUACCUUUUAGAGAGUAUGCAGGUGUUGAGAUCUCUUCUGCCUUCUCUGGUCCUAGUGGUGAAACACUGAGGCUCAUCACUGGGAGCUCGAUUGUAUCUCGUACUCUUGAGUGCUCAUUUGAUUGUCUGCUUGUGGUUCACGGCGCAUUUGGAAGACUUCAACUACCUCUCGGCAAUGCCAAGUUCCAAUCACCCGCCAUUGUCGAGGUGAGCAGUGAUCGACUGGGAGAGAUGACUGGAGUUUGGACAAUCUGGACUCCGGUAUCAUGACAAUGAGGACCUUGUUCAUGAUCAUCUCACAUUCUGCAGAAGGUCCAACUGUAGACUGACAAUCCAGGCAAGUACUGCUGCUACUGCUGCUGCCGCUGCCGCUGCCGCCGACACCUUCUUCUUCAUCAUUACCUUCACUCGACCGACAGAAAGAGCCACGGAAGAAUGUAUCCCUCCCAUGCUGUGGCCAUCUCCAAAUUUGUUCUCUCUUCCUCCAUCUCGAGUUACAUUCAAUAUCUUGGACCUAUUCAUCGACAUAGCUUAUGACGAUAUAGCUACGAUGCAUUCAUCCGCC